Molecule: messenger RNA, 618 nt
Organism: Scutellospora calospora
Lineage: Eukaryota; Fungi; Glomeromycota; Glomeromycetes; Diversisporales; Gigasporaceae
Source: the annotation of a GenBank genome assembly
AUGUUCGGAGAAACUGCAGUUCCAUUAAUCGAUACAGCAAAACGUACGAGAAAAAUUCAAAGUAUUUCACUUUAUGAAGGCGAUAAAAUUCGCGAGAUUCUUGACGAAAUAAGCAUUUUGCAAGACCACGUCGAAUCUUUAAACGACCAAAGUCUUAAUGACUUAAAUAAUCCCGAAGAUGAAACAAAAUUAUUAAUUCAGCUAGUUCAAAAUCAUGAUUUAAAAGUUUUAAAACUUUAUCAUUCCCAAAGAUCCGAAAAAAUCAAAUUCUUUGCAAUCCAAGAACUACCGCUAUCCCAAGAAAUGAGGUUAAAAUUAUCUGAAAGAGAGAGAAUUUUUCAUUCAAAGUAUAGCGAUUUACUAAGAAAGUAUAAAUGCGAAUACCCACCUUCUCUUAAUUUGUCUGCCACCCUAGUACCUCCUAAAGAAGCAUUGACCACUGUUAGAGUGCUUAAGGAUAUCGGUGAUUUAAUGACACAAAACGGAUAUAUCGAAUUUCGAAAAGGCUCUCAAGCAAUUGUUAGAAAGGCUGAUCCGACUAUCGAAAAAUUACUAAAGUUGGGAUAUCUAAAAAUGAUUGGAAGCAAAGAAUUUCCAUUCCUAAAUCCAAUGUGGUAA